Molecule: messenger RNA, 2178 nt
Organism: Gadus morhua (Atlantic cod)
Lineage: Eukaryota; Metazoa; Chordata; Actinopteri; Gadiformes; Gadidae
Gene: sepsecs
Product: Sep (O-phosphoserine) tRNA:Sec (selenocysteine) tRNA synthase
Exons: 12
Coding region: 166-1680 (504 amino acids)
Biological process (GO): conversion of seryl-tRNAsec to selenocys-tRNAsec; selenocysteine incorporation
Molecular function (GO): O-phosphoseryl-tRNA(Sec) selenium transferase activity; tRNA binding
Source: RefSeq, a predicted model, not a curated record
GGUCACGUGACAGACUUCCAUGCUCUGCAGAGAAUAGUCGCUUCCUGCCUUGGAGUAAAACCUGCGAAUAAACUGUAAUUAACGUCAAUAAUAAGGCGAAAACCCGCGUUAAAGUGGAAGCAGAGUAGAGCUAACGCACUGUUGUCGCUCAGACUUAGCGUCACGAUGAACCCGGAGAACUUCUCCCUGAGUGAGAGGAUCGUUUCGCCGUCCUACGUUCGCCAGGGCUCCCAGGCGCGCCGCGGACACGAGCAGCUCAUCAGACAGCUCCUGGAGCAGGGCAAGUGUCCGGAGAAGGGCUGGAGCGAGAGCACCGUGGAACUGUUCCUCAACGAACUGGCGCUGAUGGACAGCAACAACUUCCUGGGGAACUGCGGCGUGGGCGAGCGAGAAGGGCGUGUGGCGUCCAGUCUGGUGGCCCGGCGCCACUACAGACUGAUCCACGGGAUCGGCCGGUCGGGGGACAUCGCCGCGGUCCAGCCCAAGGCGGCGGGCUCCAGCCUGCUGAACAAACUCACCAACUCGGUGGUGCUGGACGUCCUGAGGCUGUCAGGGGUACGGGGCGCGGCCAGCUGCUUCGUGGUCCCCAUGGCGACGGGGAUGAGCCUGAGCCUGUGCUUCCUGACGCUGCGCCACCGGCGGCCCCGGGCGCGCUACAUCGUCUGGCCCCGCAUCGACCAGAAGUCCUGCUUCAAGGCCAUGGUCACCGCAGGCUAUGAGCCGGUGGUGGUGGAGAACGUUCUGGAAGGCGACGAGCUACGGACCGACGUGGCGGCCGUGGAGAGACAGAUCCAGGCGCUGGGGGCGGAGAGCGUGCUGUGUGUCCACUCCACCACGUCCUGCUUCGCCCCCCGCGUCCCCGACAGGAUUGAGGAGCUGGCCACGCUGUGUGCAAAGUACGACAUCCCCCACAUCGUGAACAACGCCUACGGGGUGCAGUCUUCCAAGUGCAUGCACCUCAUCCAGCAGGGGGCUCGCGUGGGCCGGGUGGACGCGUUUGUGCAAAGCCUGGACAAGAACUUCAUGGUGCCAGUAGGUGGCGCCAUAAUCGCCGGAUUCGACGAGGCCUUCAUCCAGGAGAUCAGCCAGAUGUACCCAGGUCGCGCCUCAGCCUCGCCCAGCCUCGACGUCCUCAUCACCCUGCUGGGCCUCGGGGCGGGGGGCUACAAGAGGCUGCUGGCGGAGAGGAAGGAGAUGUACUCCUUCCUGUCUCAGGAGCUGGGCAGUCUGGCCGCGGCCCACGGAGAGAGGGUUCUUCACACCCCCCAUAACCCCAUCUCCCUGGCCAUGUCCCUGGACGGUCUCCGUGGCGACGGGGACAACAAGGCGGUCACUCAGCUGGGAUCCAUGCUCUUCACCAGACAGGUGUCUGGGGCCAGGGUGAUCCCGCUGGGCAAGGAGCAGACACUGGGCGGCCACACGUUCCGCGGAUUCAUGUCGCACUCGGAGGCGUACCCGGUGCCCUACCUCAACGCCGCCGCCGCCGUGGGCGUCACGCGGGACGACGUGGUGCUCUGCGUCAAGAGGCUGGACAGGUGCCUGAAGGCCUUGAGGAAGGAAGGAGGUGGACCAGGUGGUGGUGGUGGAGGAGGAGGAGGAGGUGGUGGAGGAGGAGGAAGUGGAGGAGGUGGUCGUGAUGAUGAUGAAGAUGAUGAUGAUGAUGGAGCUGGUGAUGGUUGAGGAGGAGCUGGUGAUGGUUGAGGAGGAGGAGGUGGUGGAGGUGGUGGAGGUGGUGGUGGCGACGACCACAGAAGCAUUUCCCCCGAGGCCCAGAUGUGUGACGAGGGCACCGCUGGAGACUGAAUUAGACAUGACGACAACAACAACAACAACAACAACAACAACAACAGGAAGACGGCACUUGCUUUAAAUGAACAAAGUUGCAAACUCUAUAGAUUGUGUCUUUCGCGCAAAGAAAAUAAAUGAAUGAGACACUCGAAUACAAUAUAUAUCUAUAUAGUAAUUCUCAAUAAUGGCGUUUUUCUGUAUCAUUUUAGAGGAAUACGUUUCUUAUUUUCAAAAAUUGUUUUGUUUUGAAUAGACAAUUGGAUGAGGUCCAAGGAACAAAACAUCGAUUGAUUCUGCACUGUUAAAUCCCAAUCGUUGAAGCUCAUGUAUGUAUUUUGAAUCAUUACCAAUGUUUUCUUUUUAUAAACGAUGGCUGCCAUCCUUUCUGCA